Drosophila santomea is the source of this 2307-nucleotide messenger RNA. RefSeq lists its product as uncharacterized. The transcript has 2 exons. Gene Ontology annotation, molecular function: zinc ion binding; nucleic acid binding. NCBI's taxonomy places the organism in Eukaryota, Metazoa, Arthropoda, Insecta, Diptera, Drosophilidae. Bases 631 to 1959 code for a protein of 442 amino acids. The record is from RefSeq and is a predicted model, not a curated record.
GACGCCUAUACAGAGCUGUGGCAACAUUCGUGCUAUACAUUGAAAGAAUACGUGCCAAAUGUCUAGGAAAUCAACUACCGACAACGUUAGAUCCGGAAAUCAUAAAUAGAGCAAAAUCGUGGCUAUAUAAACAGGCGCAAUCCAGGGUGUAUUCAGCUGAAAUAACCGCUCUAAAAAAUAAUUCAGCCAUUGACAAGUCAAGCUCGUUGAUUGCCCUGAACGUUUACCUGGACGAAGACGGCGUACUACGCAUUCAGGGAAGAAACGAUAACAUAAAUCCUGACAACGCCAUCGUUCUGUCAAAGAACUCCCAAAUCGCAUUUUUAAUUACAAAAUAUUACCAUGAAAAAUCACAUCACAUGAUGCACGAGUCAACGAUAAAUCGUAUUCGAAACGACUUCUACGUACUGUAGUAGGCUGACCCUCUGGGCACACUCAUAUAUCGAUACUUACACUACACGAUAACCUAUGUUAAACCUAUGUUAAGAUAAUGUUAAGCUGAUGUAAUGAACAUGAAGAGUCAAUCGGUUGCUGCGAGUCGAAUAAAGAAGAAGGAUAGAAAGAAAUAAAACUGUCGCGUGUGUAAUCUUUACCGCCUUCCACAAAUUCAGAAGUGGUCGAACCUACGAAAUGAAUCAGGCCGAUCUCAACAAACUUUCCGUCACCCAAUUAAAAAGGUGGCUUUCGGCGUUGGGUUUACCAACCCAAGGUAUUAAAUCGGAGUUAAUGGCUCGCCUAGGGCAAGUACCGCUUGUACAGCGAGGAAAUAUGCCAGAAGAAGAUCAGCCCGGCACCUCCGGCACCGGACCGCAAAGCAUCAUCGAUCCUGAAAAUGAAACAAAUUCGUCACAGGAAGGCGUUUCCGAGAAUGUUCCAGAACAAAAUGAACUUCUCGGAAUUAUCACACAGCUACGAACAGCGCUUAUUACGCAGGAAAAUGCGUUGCAUCAAGCAGAGACGCGUAGCGCAUUGCAACAACAACAGCUAGAGCUUCUUAGCGCCGCCAUACAUACACAACAGCAGAACGAGACACGCGCCGGCACACAUACAAAACAGCAAGAGACGCGCGCCGCCACACACAUACAACAGCAAGAGGAGACGCGUGCCGUCACACACACACAGUUACAACAAAAGCAGACAGUUUCCAACAUGUACGAUUUGCGCCCUACCAGCCUAAUUGGAAAUGGAUUGGGUGGCAACCCUGAUGGCAACCAGGGAGAGAGGCCAUUUACCAGGGCUGGAUCAACAGUUUCACUUUCUCAUGCCAAAGAAGCUGCCAUCGAUUUCGAAGGGAACAUUUGCGCACGCAACUGGGUGGAGCACCUCAAAAAUAUAGGACUGAUCUACAAUCUAACAGAUGACUGCCUACGAAUGCUGUUUGUUACCAAACUUAAAGGUAACGCACAGCGUUGGCUACACGCCAACCCAACUCGGAUGCUAGAAACUUUCGAAAGGCUGUGUGAGCAGCUGAUCGUAGCAUUUGGAGAAGCAGCGUCGAAAUCAGAGCUGCGCCGAAGAUUUGAACAGCGAAAAUGGCAAAGGAACGAGCGUUUCACCAUGUACUUCGAGGAAAAGAAAAUGAUGUCCCAAACCGUCAACAUGGACAUGGAAGAACUGCUCGAGCAUCUCAUUGAGGGGAUCCCAUCGGCGAGCUUACGCGAUCAAGCUCGCAUCCAAAGAUUCGCCAAUCCGGAGCAAAUGCUGCUAGCAUUUACCAAUGUACGCCUCCCGCAACAAGCUGGGAGCUACGUACCAAAGAAGUCAACAUCGGAGGCGGUGGUCAACAACCUGCGUUGCAGGAACUGCAACUCCAAGGGCCAUUUCGCCAAAGACUGCCGCAAACCAGCAAGGGCACCUGGAUCUUGCUUCGCUUGUGGAGAAAUGGGCCAUUUUGUGGGAGAAUGUCGUCUAAGAAAAAGCAACAUCAACAGCAACACUAACAACUAUAGUGUCUCAUAGAUUCAGGGAGCGCGAUAUCAUUCAUUAAAGAAUCCAAAAUUCCAGUUGAAGUAGCUUUGAAAGCAGUUAACCAAGUGUAUCAUGGAAUAAACAAGAGCCAGCUUAAAAUAUUUGGAAAAACUUUAUGUUUCGUAUUAAAAGAAAAAAUAAAAAUUCAAUUCGAAAUGGUUGUCGUCGCUAAUGAAUCAAUGAGAUACGAUGUAGUCCUGGGAAGGGAUUUUAUGAAUCAAUAUGGUUUGAACAUCAAUCUAGACACCCUUGGCGUUAAUGAAGGUAUCAAUAAUAUGAUUAAAAUAUUUGGGGAAAAUGAUCAACAACUGGCAACUGCCGUAGUAGCCAAUUGCGAUG